This is a messenger RNA of Maudiozyma saulgeensis, 1386 nucleotides long. NCBI's taxonomy places the organism in Eukaryota, Fungi, Ascomycota, Saccharomycetes, Saccharomycetales, Saccharomycetaceae. The record is from the annotation of a GenBank genome assembly.
AUGUCAUCCUCUGUUAAUAUUACUUCAUUGAAAUCCUGGAACAAGGAGUUUCAAACUGAUUUAUCCUACAGUCUAGCCUCUACUGUCCUUAAAAAUUACAAUGCAGAUGAUGCUUUAUUAGAUAAAUCUCGUCUAUUAUCCCAAGAUAACCGUGUAUUCAAUGUGACUUUACCUGGAGACAAUACAACCCCUGUAACUAAUCAAAAGGCUUCAGGUAGAUGUUGGUUGUUCGCUGCCACAAACCAAUUACGUCCAAAUGUUGUUAAGAAAUUAAAUCUUAAAGAUUUCGAAUUAUCCCAAGCUUAUUUAUUUUUCUAUGAUAAAUUAGAAAAGGCCAAUUAUUUCCUUGAACAAAUUGUUAGUACUAAAGAUGAGGAAGUUGAAUCUCGUUUGGUUCAAUAUUUAUUGACUUCACCAACUGAAGAUGGUGGUCAAUAUAGUAUGUUUUUAAACAUUGUUAAAAAAUACGGUCUAUUACCAAAGGAUCUUUACAAUGAUACAGCUUACUCUACCACUGCAUCUCGUAAAUUGAAUGCAUUGUUAACUACAAAGUUAAGAGAAUUUGCCCAACAAUUAAGGGACGCUAUGGAUUCUUCCUCUUCUGAAGAUACGCACAUCAUUGAUGAAAUGAGAUCAAAGAUGCAGAAGGAAAUAUUUAAGAUGAUGACCAUGUUUAUGGGAUUUCCUCCAGUGGCACCAAACGAAACCUUUAAAUGGGAAUAUCAGGAUAAGGAUAAAAAGGCUAAAGUACUGGAAACUACUCCCUUACAAUUUGCAGAAGAAUAUUGUGGUUUAAAAUUGUCUCAAAAUCAAUUACCUGUUUCUUUGAUUAAUGAUCCAAGACACGAAUAUGGUAGACUAAUUAAAAUUGAUAGAUUAGGUAAUGUCAUCGGCGGUGAUGAUGUCUUAUACUUGAAUGUUGAUAACGACACUUUAUCUAAAUUGGUGGUUAAUAGAUUGAAAUCUGGUAAAGCUGUCUUCUUUGGAUCUCAUACUCCUAAAUAUAUGGACAAGAAGACCGGUGUUAUGGAUGUUCAAUUAUGGAAUUACAAAGCUAUUGGUUAUGAUUUGAAACAAGAUAAACAAAACAGAAUCAAAUAUAACGAAAGUUUAAUGACUCACGCAAUGUUAAUCAAUGCUUGUCAUUUAGAUGAAUCAAUCAGUCAAGAUAUCCCUGUUCGUUACCGUGUUGAAAACUCCUGGGGUAAGGAUUCUGGGAAGGAUGGUUACUACGUAAUGACACAAGAGUACUUCGAAGAAUAUUGCUUCCAAAUUGUUGUUGACUUAGAGGACUUACCAGAGGAAUUAGCCAAAAACUUUGUUUCCCCUGCCAAGUCAGCAAUUGUCCUACCAUUGUGGGAUCCAAUGGGUGCAUUGGCAGAUUAA